AUGUUCGACACGUCGGCGGUACCGAUUUUCACGGGACAAAACUACUCCGCGUGGAAGUUUAAGUUCCAAGUGCUCAUGAUGGAGCGGGGACUUUGGGGUUUCUUCGAUGGAACGGAGAAGAAGCCGGACGAUGAGAGCGGCAUCGCGGCAUGGAAGAAGAAGGACCAAAAGGCGUUCGCUACGUUGAUUUCGCGCAUCGGCAUCAAUCUCGUGAGCUCGGUGCGCAUGUGCAUCAAGCUCGAAGCGUCGGCGCAUGAAGCGUGGGAGCGGCUCGAGACCAUCCACGUGAACAAGACUCUCCACGGCAAGAUCCUAGCCCGGAAUGCGUUCUACACGGUGAAGAUGCGCGCGGGCGAAUCGAUGCACGAGUAUGCGACUCGUGUGGAGGAACUCGGGGAAACGUUCAUGGACCUCGGUGGAACGGUCACGGAGGAGGAUUGGAUUUUGACCUUGCUAUGCGGCCUUCCGGAAGAGUGGUCGACGGUGAUUACGACACUCGAUAGCGUGCAAGACACUUGGACGAAGGAAAUGGUGGUCGGUCGGCUUCUCCAUGAAGAAUCGCGUCGCCGACAAUUCGCUAAUGAGAGCGUGGAGACCGCCAUGUUCUCCGGAGGGAGUUCCGGAGGAAAGUCCAAGUGGAGCAAGGGUGCGACGAAGAAGUCGUACGGUGGAAGCGAUCGCGGCAAGGGAAACGCAUCGAAUGGCGCGAGCAAGUGCCACUAUUGUGGCAAAGCGGGACACUUUUGGCGAGAGUGUCGGAAGCGGCCGAGCGAUUGGACUCCAUCGAAGGCGCGGAACCAUGAGGGCAACGCGCACACGACAUCUGGCGAGGCGGAUGAUUCAAGUGAGUCGAUCGUGUUAUUGGCCGGUGACGGGAACAACACACCAAGCAACGCGUGGUUCCUCGACACCGGCGCAACGCAACACAUGACGCACUCAGCAUCGUUCCUCACCAACGUUGGUGCACCACGAGACGUUAAGCGCGUCGUCUUCGGGAACAACAAGUCGCUACCCGUGGUCGGAGUCGGGAGUACGCGUCUCAUCGUCGAUAGCGGACCGGUGGACAUCACGAACGUGCUUCACGUCCCGGGGUUGAAGGUGAAUCUACUCUCCGUCACUCAACUCGCGAAGAAAGAUGUGAAGUUCACCAUCGAUGGCGCGACGAUGAACCUCUUUUGGAAGGGGAAGCAAUUCGCACAAGGUGUCCUCAACGGAGAACUCUACGAACUCAAGACGUACUCGAGAGCGGCUUCAUCCAACGUGGCGCAAGGCUCCAAGGCGACUCUCAAGGCGUGGCAUAAUCGGCUUGCGCACGCCAAUUACGACUCGGUCAAGGAGUUGGCAAACAAAGGACUCGCGAAGGGAGUCGACGUGAUCGCCGGCGACGACGAGAAGGGCGUGUGCGCGGCGUGUGUUGAAGGAAAAAUGGCUCGCAAGCCAUUCGGUAGCCGAACGUCACCCCUCGCUAAGGACCCGCUUGCACUUGUUCACAUGGACGUGUGUGGACCGAUGCGGCAUGCAUCAAAGGGAGGAGCGCGGUUCCUCUUGGUGAUGCUCGACGACGCGACGCGGAUGUGUUGGACCCGACUUUUGAAGGCUAAGGGAGAUGUGGCCAAGGCGAUUCAAGAGUGGGCGCUCGAAGUUUGCGACGAUGACAAGAAGCGGAUCAAGUGUAUUCGCACCGAUGGUGGUGGCGAAUUCGUGAAUGCGGAACUCGAGAAAUGGAUGAAGUGCAAGGGCAUUAAACACGACGUCACAACACCCUACACACCCCAACAAAAUGGAGCGGCGGAGCGGCUUAAUCGCACGUUGGUGGAAGCCAUUCGUUCUCUUCUUCAACACUCCAAGCUUGGGAAAGAGUGGUGGGGCGAGGCGAGUUCGCUAGCGGCGUGGAUUCGCAACCGUUUGCCGACGAAGGUGCUCCCGGGAAUGACUCCGUUCGAAGCAUGGACCGGAACGAAGCCGAACCUAUCCCGCCUUCGUACCUUUGGGUGCCUUUGCUACUACCAUGUCCCGGAUCCCCUUCGUCACAAAUUGCAACCGACGGCUCGUGCGGCAAUCUACUUGGGAAUUGCGGCAAACGAGCGUGCGUGGCGAGUGUGGGACUUGGGUGAAAGGCGCGUCGUCACAUCUCGAGACGUGGUCUUCGACGAGGACAAGUUUCCGUCGAAGGAACAACCAAUGCCGCAACACACCGUCGUACUUCCCGCACGAGAGGAGGAUGAGGCGGUGGAGGUUUCAUCACAAGUGGACAAUGAAGCCGAAAGUGGAGGGGGAGAGAACGAGGAGAGCGAUGACGAUGUCGUGGAGGUGCCACCAACCGAGGAGGCAACUCCCUCCGCACCUUCUUCCCUACCAUUGGCGUUGACCCGUGGGCGUCGUACACCUCGCCCCAACACGAAGUUAGCGGACUACGCUACGGUAGCCGUUGGGGAGUUGGAUGAGGAGCGUGCGGCAUAUUGCUUCGCAACCAUGGGAGAUGACCCUCGCACCCACGCGGAGGCUUUGGCUUCUCCGGAUGCACCUCUAUGGAAGCAAGCGAUGGAGAAGGAGCUAGCAUCGAUCAAGGAGAACGAUGUGAGCAGUGGCUGGCUGUCUUCGUAUUACUACUACUUAAGCAACCAGGGAUCAGACAACCGGCAUAUCAGGCUUCUUGUGCCCUCCUCUCCUCUCUACUACCAGUCUUAA
Messenger RNA from Closterium sp. NIES-65, 2688 nucleotides. The record is from the annotation of a GenBank genome assembly. NCBI's taxonomy places the organism in Eukaryota, Viridiplantae, Streptophyta, Zygnematophyceae, Desmidiales, Closteriaceae.